CCAAAAAUGAAAGAAAAUCGAAACCAAAACCUAGUCAUACUACAACCGUUCGGUUCCUUUUUGCCAUGCCCAAUUGCCCAAUUUUCUGAAAUACGAAACAGGCCUGUGUCAUCUUCAUAAUGGCAUUCGACUCUUAGCCCUGUUUGAAGUUGCAGUUCAAGACUACCCAACUGACACAAACCCAACAUGUACUGUUUCUUCGGAGACCUGUCGACCGACGCGGUUUAGCGGUGGAAAUAGUUGUUCUGCUGACUGCUUCACUGUAUGUAUGUUGAAAUGGUUGAUAUUUGUCAGAAAUGUGGAGACAGAGGUUUUCUUGAGGCUUUAAAUUAUUGUAAAAAAUGUCAGGCUUAUCCCAUCCAUCGCUAUUGCCUAGAUCCAUUGCCAGAAUCUUUUGAUGAGUAUGUUACUUGGCUUUGUGAAGAUUGUGAGGCAACCAUUUUGCCAACAGUAAAUUCUAAAGUUCAAUUAAAAAAGGAAAAGCUUGUAAAACGACUCGAGAAGAAAAAAAAGAAAAAGAAAAAAAAGAAGAAAACAAAGAGGAAUGAUGAUUAUGGUCAGAGUAAUCCCCUUCAACUACCUGAGGCACAUUGCAGUGAAAAGAAGAAUGAUACAACACCUGGAGGGCCAGGAGAGCCAGUAUGUGAAGGUGGGGCCAGUCACAGUCAAGUCGCUACAUCAUCUGAUGCGUGUAAUUCCAUGAGGCACGACUAUUAUGUUGCACAGCCUAUAGUAGAUCCAGUCUGGAGGGGAACUUUAAAUUUUUGGAACCAAAGCAUUAGCAGAGUUUGCGUAGUUGUUGCGCAUGUGUCUAGCUUAGCAUGCUCAAAAGUGUACGAGGAGGCAAAGAUGUUACCUGAGUUACUUUCCGUUGAAUUACUUCGUAGAUGUGAUGUAUGGCCUAGAGGAUUUAAGAAAUUGGGGCCAACUGAUCAAAGUAUUGCUCUGUAUUUCUUUCCAGAUGAGGAAAGCCAAAAGGCGUUUGAUCUUCUGGUAAAUGCAAUGAUGUGCCAGGACCUAGCCAUGAAGGCUGUGUUGAAAAAUGCAGAGCUAUUAGUUUUUACUUCCUCCAUGUUACCAAUGCGAUACUGGAGAUUUCAAACAAAGUACUAUUUAUGGGGCGUCUUUCGUGGAAAGCAAGUGCAACCGAGAAAUAACGUCGCUUCUGAGGAGGGAUCUUUUGCUGAUUCAUCACCUUGUAUGCAAAGCCCUAUAAGUCCUAUAAGUCCUUUAAGCAACACCAGUAUUCUUCAUUCUGGGUCACUUCGUUCUUGCUCUCCUCUGUCAUAUGACUAAUUGGUUGAUCAAAAUCAGUACUAGGUCUCUAAGUGGCAAUAGAUUCGAACUCUGGCAUUGAUCUCAGGACGAACAUAAUUCCAGUUGCUAACCAAAAGACAGAUGCUGAAGAAUUCUGAAUUGAGGUCAGGAAUGGUGAGAGCUCAAAAAGUCUUACGUUUAAGUUGGAAACAAUUUUGGAGGAUGAGUAGAUGAUGAAUUUAUAUCGUCUUUCUUUCUGGUGUAGAUGUACAUAGCUCCUCCCCAACUUCGGCUCUUUUGAGGCUAUUUCAGUAACUUUCCAAUGUUCGUUUCUUCACAGCACCAAUGCUGUAUGCUAAGGAGAGACGAGUGACUAAAUAGUUUCCCCUUAACACCGAAGGCCAUUUGAAUUUAUAGGGGAAGUGCUGCCCUUGCCAUUCGCAGUUCUUUUCGGGGAAUGGCUUUUGUAUUGUGGCUUCGGUUUUACCUCUUUGUUGGUGAUGUAUAGCUAUAGCAAAACAAAGCUUAACUUGAAUAUCUAAACUUAUAAUUUUUAGUGUGAAACCUUCUCAAGCCUAACAUCUAACCGAUCCAUGUCAAUAUUGUUGGUGAGUUGGCUGGGGGUUCUAAAGGGAGAGGUUAUUGUUCUUGUAGUUAUGCUUGUUAUUUAGGUUAAUAGCAAAUAUGUUGCAUUUUUCAUAACCUCAACAUGUGUUAAUGACUCAUGGUUAAGGAUAUAUGAUGUUACAGCAAGCUAUGUUUUGUGGUC
Molecule: messenger RNA, 2026 nt
Organism: Benincasa hispida (wax gourd)
Lineage: Eukaryota; Viridiplantae; Streptophyta; Magnoliopsida; Cucurbitales; Cucurbitaceae
Product: PHD finger-containing protein 1
Biological process (GO): negative regulation of transcription elongation by RNA polymerase II
Molecular function (GO): histone reader activity
Source: RefSeq, a predicted model, not a curated record